AUGGCAGGUCUGUCACGUUUUGCUCUAAAGCAGAACAAACGACUUCGGAGACUCUGUCACAGCCACAUCCAGAUACACAACGUCGUGUCAGACAGUGAAUCCGAGACAAAGAACUGGAGAAACAUUUCAGAUAGAUCGCAGACUCAGGGAAUGGAUGAUUUGCCUACUGAAGAGUUUAAAGUCGUUUCACACUUCAACAUCUUUUUUUCAAUUUUUGCUUUAUUUUUGAAAAAUGUUACAGAUCAUGAAUCGGAGUCAGAGGAUGUCUUUGACAGUCUGUAUGGCAGUGAUUGUGAUGACUGUUCGGAAAGGUCCUCUCAGGUCAACAUCAACCGGUCAAAUUCAACCUCACCGGUCCCGUCAGGAGACACAAGUAAUCUUUUCAAAAAGUCCACAGUACUGCCUCUUUCCUUUUUAGCAGCCAAAGUAACUGGUGGACAUUAUCCUUGUCAAUUUCUAGAAGAUCAUAACCCUCCUUUGGAUGAAGAUAUGAUUAAGAAGGUAGCCUAUUGGGCAUUUCCCCAAAGUGAAAGCAGUGUGAAGAUCUAUGUUAAGCUGGCACAUUACAAAGAGGAUGAUUGGAGGGAUGGGGAGACACUAAUCGAGGAAAAGCGUAUCAUAGAAAUUGCACAAGUUGGGUUUAUGAUAUCAGCCAUAUUAUCGAAGCCUGUGUUUUUAACAUCUGAGGCAAGUGACUCUACUACUAUUACCACCAAAUCCAAGAUGGAAGAUGCCAAAGUUACAGUUUCAUUUGAGAAGCAAAAAGUGACUGCGUCAACUUGUAGCCUCUGCCCAAAGGUGAUCUGGUGUCGACAUAUUGUUGCUGUGGUAAUCUACAGAAUACGUAAUUCUGACAAGUUCCUGUUCAAUGUACAUGCACCUGUCACAGAAGUGUUGUCCACCCUUAGCAGAGACCAGAUGCAAAAGUUACUUCAUUAUGCCAUCAGUGAAGACCCUGGUGGAAUUAUCUGUCGUGUCUUCAAACACAUGGAUACUAUAAGAGACUCUAGAUCAGAGAUUAAUCAAAUGCAGGGUGCACCUGAUCCAACAUUUGGUAUCUGUCCUGACCAGAAACCAGCCGUUGAUCUGACACUGACCCAACUCGACCAGGACUUCAGGGAUGAUAUACAGAGGGUCAGCAGUAUCCGAUACCCUGACACAUGUAACUUUGACGAGAAAGCCAAGACACAGAUCUACCGCUGUUACUUCCAAAAGGUAGCAGAACUAAUUGGCAGUGCAGAAAUCGACUCUGCAGGGAGAGUGCUCAUCAACAUGGCCAACAGCACACUUAAUGAAAUCAACACCCAGAGACAAUCAAUGUGUAUCAAUCGUCUGUUUCAUGACAUUGAGAGGCUCUUUACCUGUUUUGUUGCCAGUUUCAAAGGGCAGAUCUGUGAAGAUCUUGUCCAAGCUGCAAUUGAUAUCAACAGUAUCAUCCACAGCAUGGACAAUUCUGAUGAGUUUGUAAUAGCUUCAGAAUGGUCAGACUUUGGUUCAAUCCCACUGGAGAAUUACAUAACAGGUACUUGCAUGAGUUACCAUGACAACAGUUCAGAGGGUAUUCUGGGAGCUUCUCGACGGGCACCUUUCUACCAGCCUGUGUGUGCAAGUCUGAUCCCUGAACCUCCCGAUUCUCUGGAGGAUCUACUGUGUGGGAGACAAAAACCACUUACCACAUCAUACGAGGAACAUCUUCCUGUUAUGUUAUUGCGGUUUGAGGCCUUGAUGCACUUUGGAACAAAAAAAAUGGACAAAAAGCUGUACAAUUUAGGAGUGGUCAUAUUGAGGAAGUUGUUGAACUUGUCUAGACAGUUUUCCGUCAUUGGUUGUAACAAAGUGCAGGAGAUUUCCAGUGAAGUCUCAUCCUCAGAAACUGAUGAAUCAGAGAAUGAAUCGGUUUUCUAUGCAAAAAAGCGGAUACGUAAACAGAAAAAUAGACCAAAGAAGAAACUGUGUUCUGUACCUCGUUUAGAAACUAUGGAGAUUGAUAUGGAAGGCAUGACAAAGGCUCAGAUAUCCUAUGGUCUUCUGUUUGUCUGCUACACACUGUACCAAUUGGAAGACCUACUCAGUCUCGGACUUGAUGGAUUUCCAGUAAUUCUGGAUGCUACUUUCCGUGCUAUGGAGCUUGGCAGAUUCAGAGCAAUAGCACAAGAGGACACUAUAUCAGUCAAAGAUUACAGCUGGCUGGUAUUCCUUGACAAGAAGAUACAAGAGUCAUACUUUAAGCUUUCAGACUGUGAUUGUACCAUACAGACCUACCAGGAGCAGGCUGUUCAGAAGUACACUUCAGCACUCCAAGAGCACCAGGCUAGUUUCUAUGGUGAUCAUUACGCCGUAGGAUUGCUCAGCUUCUUAAUACAGGAUUCCCUAUUAAGUGAUAAGACUGCACAGAUGUUAUCAUUAGAGGGGGCUUGUCUCAGCACGUGUCCAUUGAAGAAGCUUACUAUACCAGAAAAUCCUUUUGACACAACGAACGAUGAUGAUAUGAAGAGUAGAUGGACUUUGAUCAUCAAGAGUAUAUUCUCUGGUUUUGUUGACAACAAAGAAAACAACAAUACUGUUGUGUCAAAGUUCCUGGCCUUCAUAGAAAGUAUUGAUGAUGUGGAGUACGCCUGUCUAAUCUACGAUGUACUGAAGGACUACCAGAAAGAGUUGACAUUGCUUGAGCAAAAAAUCUCCUGUAUCAAAUUUCUACUGCGAUUGGUCAAGCUUUGUAACAAGUCAGAGGCAGGACAGAAGGCUAUGCUUUGUACCUCAUUUGUGGAAGUAGGCCUACCCAUUCAUCUGGAAUUUCUUAGCCUGAUUCUUCCUGACUGGCAGGAGUUAUGUCUCUUCUUUCACACAGAGCAUCUCAAGAAGAUCAUACAGGUUAUGAAGGAUGUUGACAAUAUUCCAAAGGAGAUUAUUGACAUGUUGCUGAAGUACUUUGAGGCUCCCUAUAAACAUGAUGAGGAGUGCAGUGAAUUCCUCAGAUUUGUCCAUGACCGUGCUCUAAGGCAAGAUGCACUACAAAAGGUCAUCUAUAACUACAAGAACUACACACCAACAGCACUACUACUUUUGGCAAAAAUCGAACAUAAUGAAUCGGAAUCUUCCAUUUUACCAUAUGGAGAUAUAUUUUCUGAAAAUGUGUUCCUUUUGAUACAGCAGGCAUUUAGAAGGCUGAGAGAAAUAAGCAAUGAAUCCAAUGAAGAGGUGGAGACAUUCUCUGUAGAUCUUCGUGUUCAUCUACUGUGGUUUUUUGAGAAAAUCUCAGAUUGUGGCAAGUUUGGUACUAACUAUGGUAAUGAUAUUGUGAAAGGCUCACAAUUUUCAACAAUCAUGGAUGAUCUAGCCAAAACUAUCAGAAAUGACUCCCAGUUGCUUGUUUCAUUCUUCAGUGAAAUGAAAAAGUCAAGACCCCUGUUUGACCGUGCAAAACAAGUUUUAGGAGAGCAUCUGAUUGGUAACUAUCAGAGGCGAUUUCAAAAGCGUCUUCGUACCUGUGGCAGAUGCUCAUAUGAAUAUGUGCUGCAAGAGAUGAAAGAAGCACGGAACCACUGUGUGCAAUAUGUUGACAAUGGAAGUGCUCUGUUUAAAAGGAAUGUGACUGACUCUAUCAGACGCCUACAUCGUGGCAAAAAGAAAUUUUUACAGUUGAUGGACUCAAAAUUCCCUGAACUACACCAGGAUUUCUAG
Messenger RNA from Ylistrum balloti, 3681 nucleotides. RefSeq lists its product as uncharacterized. NCBI's taxonomy places the organism in Eukaryota, Metazoa, Mollusca, Bivalvia, Pectinida, Pectinidae. The record is from RefSeq and is a predicted model, not a curated record. Gene Ontology annotation, cellular component: Cul2-RING ubiquitin ligase complex. The transcript has 18 exons. Bases 1 to 3681 code for a protein of 1226 amino acids.